UUUAGGACCCAGCACCUCAGUCUGGGCCUAAACCGCCCUCCCUCCUGCAGGAGCCAGCGCAGACACUAGCGCAGCGCAGUGCUGCCGCUCAGCUGAUGCACCCACAGCAGACCGAGCUCGGCUCUUUUCUCCCCCCUCCUUUGCUCAGCUGUUUUCCUCUGGUCCGUUGGUCGGAGGGCUGGAUCGGCACCGUCUGUCCCUCAGGGAAUUUCUGACAGAGCAAAAAGCUCCUGUUGGCCUUCAUUUGGCGGCGGCGGCGGCAGCAGCAGAGAGGACAGACAGGGAGUUUUGAGAGCUCAGACUGUGCUGUGAGGCUCAGGAGGGAGAGAUGGUGUGAUUCUGUAAAGAGAAAGAGAGAGGAAGAGGGAGACGCUCCAGGAGCAUCACCGAACCCCCCUCCCUCCCCUCUCCUAGACCCCCUUCUGUCUGGCAACAGCUCCCUCUGACAAAACAGGCGGUUUGGGGGGCGACUCGGCGACCGGGAAACAUGUCACAGACCAGGAGGAACGUGUACACCAGGACCACCAGCAGCGGCAGCAGCAGGAUGAGCUCGGACGGGGGCGGCCGGCCCGUCAAAGUGGGCUCCCUGGUGGAGGUGAUCGGGAAGGGGCAGCGCGGCACGGUGGCCUACAUCGGCAACACGCUCUUUGCCUCCGGAAAAUGGGUGGGCGUCAUCCUGGACGAGGCCAAGGGCAAGAACGACGGCACCGUGCAGGGCAAGCGCUACUUCACCUGCGAGGAGAGUCAUGGGAUAUUUGUGAGACAAUCACAGAUCCAGCUGGUUGACGAUGGGGCAGACACGACGUCUCCAGAGACGCCCGAGCCCGGCUCUGGAAAGGUUCCCAAACGAGAGAUCCUGGAGACGCCCAAGUCCACUAAACUGCGAGGAGUGAAGCCCAAAAAGACUCCUGCACCCCGGAAGACCACGGCCAGAAGGCCCAAGCAGCCCAGCCGGCCUGCAGGCGGCGGCGGGAAGGGGGCGGCGUCCGGCUCGGCCUCGGCCUCUGCUGGGGAGAUGAGCAGCAGCGAGCCCAGCACGCCGGCACAGACCCCUCUGGCCGCUCCGGUCAUCCCGACCCUCCACUCCCCUGGAAACCCUCCGGCGCCCGUCCCCAGCAAGGAGGACGUCACCAUGGAAACACAGGAGGAGGAGGCGCUGCGUGGUCAGGUGAAGGACCUGGAGGAGAAGCUGGAGACUCUGAAGAUGAAACGGACGGAGGACAAGGCCAAGCUGAAGGAGCUGGAGAAGCACAAGAUCCAGCUGGAGCAGCUGCAGGAGUGGAAAACCAAGAUGCAGGAGCAGCAGGCCGAGCUGCAGAAACAACUCAAAGAGGCCAAGAGGGAGGCGAAAGAGGCCCUGGAGGCGAAGGAGCAUUACGUGGAGGAGAUGUCGGACACAGCGGACGCCAUCGAGAUGGCCACGCUGGAUAAGGAGAUGGCGGAGGAGAGGGCCGAGUCUCUGCAGCUGGAGGUCGACUCCCUCAAGGAGAAGGUGGACGAGCUCACCAUGGACCUGGAGAUCCUCAAGCAUGAGAUUGAGGAGAAAGGUUCAGAUGGUGCUGCUUCCAGUUACCACGUCAAACAGCUGGAGGAGCAGAAUGGCAGACUGAAGGAAGCGCUUGUCAGGAUGCGUGACCUGUCGGCGUCAGAGAAGCAGGAACACGUGAAGUUGCAGAAGCAGAUGGAGAAGAAGAACGUGGAGCUGGACACUCUGAGGAGUCAGAAAGAAAAACUGCAGGAAGAGAUGACGGCGGCAGAGAAGACCAUCGACGAGCUGAAAGAGCAGGUGGAUGCAGCCUUGGGGGCGGAGGAGAUGGUGGAGAUGCUGACAGAGAGGAACCUGGACCUGGAGGAGAAAGUCAGGGAGCUGAGAGAGACCGUCACUGACCUGGAAGCUAUAAAUGAGAUGAACGACGAGCUACAGGAGAACGCCAGAGAGACGGAGUUGGAGCUGAGGGAGAUGUUGGAUCUGGGCGCCGCGAGGGUCCGAGAGGCCGAGAAACGUGUUGAAGCUGCACAGGAGACUGUAGCCGACUACCAGCAGACCAUCAAGAAAUACCGCGAGCUCACAGCUCACCUGCAGGAGGUGAACAGAGAGCUGACCAGUCAGCAGGAAGCUUCAGCAGAGCUGCAGCAGCAGCCGCCGGCAGAGAUGUUCGAUUUCAAGAUUAAGUUUGCAGAGACGAAGGCGUAUGCCAAGGCCAUUGAGAUGGAGCUGAGGAAGAUGGAGGUGGGGCAGGCCAACAGACACGUUUCUCUGCUGACCUCCUUCAUGCCCGAGUCCUUCCUUCGUCACGGCGGAGACCACGACUGCAUCCUGGUGCUGCUGCUCAUCCCCAGGCUCAUCUGCAAGGCCGAGCUGAUCAGCAAACAGGCCCAGGAGAAGUUCGACCUGAACGAGAACUGUGUGGAGCGAGCGGGGCUGAAGGGAGCCGCCGGGGAGCAGCUGAGCUUCGCUGGCGGUCUGGUCUACUCGCUCAGUCUGCUGCAGGCCACGCUGCACAAAUACGAGCAGGCCCUGGCUCAGUGCGGUGUGGACGUCUACAAGAAGAUCGGCUCUCUGUACCCGGAGAUGAGCGUCCAUGAACGUUCUCUGGAUUUCCUCAUCGACCUGCUGCACAAAGACCAGCUGGAUGAGACCGUCAACGUGGAGCCGCUCACUAAGGCCAUUAAAUACUAUCAGCACCUGUACAGUAUCCACCUGGUGGAUCAGAACGAGGACUGCACCAUGCAGCUGGCUGAUCACAUCAGGUUUACCCAGAGUGCCUUGGACUGCAUGGCGGUGGAGGUCGGUCGCCUGCGGGCCUUCCUGCACACGGGUCAGGAGAAGGCCGACCUCGCCGUCCUGCUGAAGGACCUGGAGACGUCCUGCAGCGACAUCCGACAGUUCUGCAAGAAGAUUCGCCGCAGGAUGCCAGGAACGGACGCACCAGGCAUCCCGGCGGCGCUCAGCUUUGGACAACAGGUGUCAGACACCCUCUCAGACUGUAGGAAACACCUGACUUGGGUGGUGGCCGUGCUGCAGGAAGUGGCAGCUGCUGGAGCUCAGAUGAUGUCGCCUCUCGGUGAACAGGAGGGGCUGUCGGCCGUCAAACUGGAGGAUGUGGCCUUCAAGGCAGCAGAGCAGAUUUAUGGAUCGCAGGGCGCCAACCUCUAUGAGUGUCUGCGCCAGUCCUGUAGCAUCGUCAUCGCAACCAUGAACAAGAUGGCCACCGCCAUGCAGGAGGGAGAAUACGAUGCCGAGAAGCCUCAGAACAAGAACCCUCCACCUGUGGAUGUGCGAGCGGCGGCUCUCCGGGCUGAAAUCACCGACGCUGAAGGUCUCGGCUUGAAGCUGGAGGACAGGGAGACGGUCAUCAAAGAGCUGAAGAAGUCUCUGAAGAUCAAGGGCGAGGAGCUGAGCGAGGCGAACGUCCGCCUCAGUCUGCUGGAGAAGAAGCUGGACAGUUCAUCCAAAGACGCAGACGAGCGUGUGGAAAAGAUUCAGACCCGACUGGACGAGGCUCAGACGCUGCUGAAGAAGAAGGAGAAGGAGUUUGAGGAGACGAUGGACGCCCUGCAGGCCGACAUCGACCAGCUGGAGUCGGAGAAGGCCGAGCUGAAGCAGCGAAUCAACAGCCAAUCAAAGAUGACCAUCGACGGACUGAGAGGAACCAGCCCGUCAGGAAUCGCUUCCAUCGUCACAGGAAUAGCAGGAGAGGAACAAAAAGCCAACAUGAUGUCUGGUGUCGGUUCAGCAUCGGGCGUCCAGGUGAUCGACUCUCCUCUGCUGACUCAGCAGAUUGAAGCCCAGAGACUCUGCAUCAAACAGCUGAAGAACGAGAACAACAGACUGAAGGCCGAGAAGAUGCGCGCUCAGCUCGCCUCUUUGCCUCCUCUUCAUGUGACCAAACUUCCCUCCAGAGAUGGAGGGCGACCUGAAGUGCUCUCCAGCGCCCUCUACCGCAAGACUGACCAGCUCCUGGAGACUCUGCUGCAAAUGAGUGCCAACGUCAAGGUGGUGGACAUCACAGGGAAAUCUCCAGUGACACCCAGUGCUCAGCUCCUGGAACAGACGGCCCGGUUGCAGUCCCUGAGCGACACUCUGGGCAGACUGAAGGAUGAAGUGGCAGAACACGUCGUUAACCAGCAACCUGGAGCUCGAGUCUCGUCUGAUUUCGCGACGUUCCCUUCGACUUCGUUUGUUAAGGUGAAGGAGGAGAAGCAGGGCGACUCGGUGCUGGUGGGUCGGGUCAUGGUGCCGUGUCCCCGCGGUCAGGAGCAGCUCCACCGCCUUGUCCUGUCCCAGAGUCAGCUGCAGAGAGUUCACAGUCUGCUGCGGACCUAAACCUCUCCUGCCCUGCGAUCCUGCCCGCUGCACCGAUGCAGCAGCACAACCCCGCCGUCAUCAGCUUGGCAGCCUGGUUUCCACUCCAGGGCCAAACCACAAAGUUCAAAUCACUGGUGGUGAAACCACAACCUGCGGGAACUGAUCUCUGUGACAGUCAGGGUGAUAGUUUGAGACCAGUCUGAUCUCAAGAUCACUUUGGAUUUUAGACAUGUGGGACUCGUUUUGGUCUGUCUGGACAUGUGUCCGCUCUCCCUUGUCUUGGUUUCAGCCAUUUAGGAUGAGGUCUAAUCAGUCAGUCAGUCUACAGAAAAUUAACUGGAAACAAUUUUGAUAAAUAAUUAAUUGUUUCAGUCAUUUGUCGAGCAGUCAUUCACUGGCUGCUGCUUCUCAAAUGAGUUUUUAUUUGUCACACGUGACAGUACUGAAUAUUUUUGGACUUUUAGUUGAACAAAACAAGAAAUCUAAAGAUGCAAAUUAAGAUUUUGGGAAAUUUUUAUGGAUAUUUCUCAGUUUUUUAGCAUUUUAUCAACAAAAUAAUAAUUUGUAGGCCUAACGACAGACAUUUCUAAAGCAAAGUGACUUAAACCACGUUUCUUUGGUGUGUAACACUUAAUUUAAGACUUACACUAUCACUACCAAAUAUCUCCUCCUUCCUGAUGUGUCACGUUAUUGAUCAGAAAUCAAUAGCAAAGCUCAGUCUGCUUGGUUUCCAAAGAGACUUGGAUGAGACUGCUGUGCUCUUUGACUACAGGCCUGCAUGCUGUUAAUCACAGACUGGGUGAGACGAUCACGACUCCUUAUAACCUACAUUUUGUUUCAAGGCCAGAAAAAUGAGUAGAGACAUUUUGCACUGCUGCAUGCUGCCCAGAUUCCCUGUAGUUAUUUAUCCAACCCUUUGGCCCUGGUGUGGAACCUGCACCGUGCUGUACAUCAGGCCACAACACUGGAUGUCGCUUUUCGUUGCUAUGUUACGUCACUGGCGCCGCACAGGGUAAGGAUCACGACUGUGUGCUGUAAAUUUCAACCAGGUGUCACUGUUUUGUGCUCCAUUUUAAUAACUUAAAUGUCUAAAGGGAAAGAAGGAUAAUAUGAUUUGGAAGUUACACUGAAAAAAAUCAGAUUUAGUCCAUUUAAAGUAGUGAAAACUUCAGUUUCCUGUGGUUUGAUCAGUGAGACUUUUUGCACAUUUAACAAGUCUGAGUGACAGGAGGAACCACAGAGAACAAAAUCCUGCACAUUCACAGGGUGCAAACUUUGUUACUGCAGAGAUGCUGAUGACAAAAUGUCCUGAAGGGUCAAGUUACAUGAAAGCAAAAACUAAAGAAUGUGCUGAGGAUUUUGUAUUUUGCUCUGUGGUUUAAAUUAAAACCCUUGUGGACUGCACAGAACAAGAAAAGACGAUGAACCUCGAAAGGUUUACUGUGUAAAACUGUGUAAAACAGUUUAAAUUGUUGAGUAUUUAUUACACUUGUGCUGUAACUUCCUGUAAGCUUGUACAUGCUUGGUAUGAAUAACGCGCCAGCUGUAUUGGUAAAAGUACUGAAUUACAAAACCCCAGAAGUGACUGUUUGUCCUUUUGUUCUGCUGAGAUUCCCGUUGCUGUUUCAGACUUUGUCCGAGCCUUAAACCUGCAGAGAGCCUCGUGCAAAAGAGCAAACUCCUGCCUUAUCUUUGAUUUGUUUAGACCAAACCUCGUUUAAAGCAAAACUACAUCUUUGCCAAAGAAUCUUUGUUUCUCUUCACCACGUUUGCCACGGCUGACUUUAAGAGGCUUUGAGUUUAUUAAUCCAUGCUAAUUAUUUUAGUGAAUAAUUUGUUUGAGUUUAUUGUUUACAUAUUGUCAUGACUUGAAGUUUUAAUUUAUGAUUAAUUUAAUUGAGGGGCAUAUUGCAUCUACAUAACUGUAGUUCAAGAGGGGAGAUGCAGGUGUUUGUUAUUUAUUCACUCUGUUAUUUACUUGUUGUCUCAGUGAGCAGCUGAUGUACUGCAGCUUGUCUAACUCGUCUUACUCCUCGUGUGGCUUCCUGCUCUCGCACAACCGAUUACUGAUCAAUAAAGAAAUUAAAAGCCAGA
Molecule: messenger RNA, 6403 nt
Organism: Scatophagus argus
Lineage: Eukaryota; Metazoa; Chordata; Actinopteri; Scatophagidae
Gene: dctn1b
Product: dynactin 1b
Exons: 32
Coding region: 488-4327 (1279 amino acids)
Biological process (GO): establishment of mitotic spindle orientation; nuclear migration
Cellular component (GO): kinetochore; axon; spindle pole
Source: RefSeq, a predicted model, not a curated record